Messenger RNA from Topomyia yanbarensis, 5166 nucleotides. RefSeq lists its product as uncharacterized. The coding region runs from base 1 to 5166 and encodes 1721 amino acids. Gene Ontology annotation, biological process: DNA integration. Lineage: Eukaryota; Metazoa; Arthropoda; Insecta; Diptera; Culicidae. The transcript has 2 exons. The record is from RefSeq and is a predicted model, not a curated record. Gene Ontology annotation, molecular function: nucleic acid binding.
AUGACGAAGAAAAAGAUCAGACAACUCGAGCAGAAGCGAACAAACAUUCUCGCCUCACUGAAUCGAUGCGAGGAUUACUCAGAACGCUGCAACAGUGAAGAAGACCGGCAUGAAAUCAACCUUCGCCUCAAUAGCAUGGACAAACUUUGGAAUGCGCCAUCACAGCAACUUCCUGCCGACCGUGCUCAGCAAUCGAACUCAUCGUAUGCUCCUGGAGUCAAGCUUCCAACCAUCACCCUACCGGAAUUCGACGGAGAUUAUAAUCAAUGGUUGACGUUUCACGACACCUUUAUGGCGUUGAUCCAUUCAUCGAAUGAAAUUUCAACCGUACAGAAGUUUCACUAUCUCCGGGCAGCACUUAGAGGUGAAGCCGCCCAACUCAUCGAGUCCCUUACUAUUAGUUGCAUGAACUAUCCAGUGGCUUGGCAAAUUUUGGUUGACCGUUACUCAAACAGCUACCUUCUCAAGAAACGGCACAUGCAUACCAUGUUGGAUCAUCCGAAAAUCAAGCGAGAAUCAGCUAGCGCCCUACAUGGAUUGAUCGACACAUUCGAACGACAUAGCAAAAUUUUAAAACAGCUACAAGAGCCUGUGGAUAGUUGGAGCACGAUUAUGGUGCAUUUGCUUUGUUCACGUCUAGAUGAUGCCACAUUAAAAUUAUGGGAAGAUCAUGCAUCGACUCUUGUGGAUCCAAAUUAUGGUGCGCUUAUCGAGUUUUUGCAACGAAGGACACGGGUAUUCGAAUCGCUUCAGGUCAACAUUGCACACUCAUCGCAAACCCCAAUACCGGCGCAACCAUUCAAGCGACUUGGCCCAGCAAAGGUGUAUGCGCAUGCAGCUGCAGAAGAACGCGUAUUUAAAUGUGUAGCUUGCUCGCAUAAUCAUCGGCUAGUUGAAUGUCAGGAUUUUCCUAAGAUGCCACACGAGAAGCAGUUGGAUCUGGUGAACUCAAAUCGCUUGUGCAGCAACUGCUUUAGGUCCGAUCAUUUUGUGAAAAACUGUCCAUCAAAAUUCCGAUGUCGUACCUGCAAAGGAAAGCAUCCUUCAAUUAUCCAUCCAGGUUUUCCUAGCUCGAAGGAUACAACGAAAGCAGUCACGUUAGCUGCAUCGGCAUCACGGGAAGCUGAGCUCGAUCGUAAAGCCGCCGGCCAGAACGCAUCGACCUCAACACUUGUAAAUACUGCAGCGAUUGGAUUGAACACCUUUUUGAUGACGGCGGUUGUAAAGGUGGUUGAUCGACACGGUAAUGAACUGUUGGCGCGAGCCAUGCUGGAUUGUGGUUCAAUGUCGAACAUUAUGACAGAAAGGCUCUCUCAGAUGCUGCGUUUGAAGGGACGGAAAAUGGACAUCAAUGUGCAUGGUGUUGGCACGGGCGUUAUCAAAUGCACCCAAAUGGUUACAACAGAGGCACGAUCCAGACUCUCGGACUAUGCGGUGACAAUGGAAUUCUUAGUGCUCAACAAGGUGACAUCGAAACAGCCGCUCAACAACAUCGAUACGAAUGCUUGGAACAUCCCGGAUAACGUGUCAUUGGCGGACCCGAAAUUUAACGUGUGUGGGGAGGUGGAUAUUAUACUCGGAAUACAGCACUUCUUUUCCUUCUUUCGGCCAAACCGACAGAUUAAUUUGGGACAUAAUUUGCCACUAGUGGUGGAAACUGUUUUUGGAUGGGUUAUUGCUGGAGCCUCUUCCCUUCAACCACAUUCUCGAAUCACUGUUACGAACUGUGCUAGCAUCGAAUCGCUGAACCGCUUGGUGGAAAGAUUUUGGGAGGUGGAGAAAAUGGCCGAUAGAAAACCCCUGUCCAUCGAAGAGGAGGAUUGCGAAACACUUUACCACAAUACGACAACCAGAAACGAGCAGGGGCGGUAUAUCGUUCGUUUGCCGACGAAACCGGAGAUUGGUCAAAUGUUAGGAGAGUCAAAAUCAGCUGCAUUGCAUCGAUUCAAUUUGCUCGAAAGGCGAUUUGAAAAGAAUGAGGAUUUAAAAACCGCGUACCAUAGUUUCAUGAGGGAAUAUCUACAACUACAUCACAUGGAACCAGUCCCGGAUGGAGAGCAGCAGACGAGGAGGAGUUUUUACUUGCCGCAUCACCCAGUGCUGAAGGCAUCCAGUUCAACAACAAAAUUAAGGGUGGUUUUCGACGGAUCAGCUAAAACGUCGUCUGGCAAUUCAUUAAACGACUCGCUUUUAGUUGGGCCGGUGUUGCAGGACGAGCUGCUGCAAAUAGUCAUUCGCUUUCGAAAAUACGCUGUUGCAUUGGUAGGCGACAUUGAAAAAAUGUAUCGUCAGGUAAUGGUACACCCUGACGACAGACCCUUACAGAAAAUUCUGUGGAGAUUUGACCCUUCGGAGCCAAUUCAAACCUACCAGCUUUGCACCAUUACCUAUGGACUAGGACCAUCUUCAUAUUUGGCUACAAAAACGCUAAUAAAACUGGCAGAGGAUGAAGGGCAGCAUUAUCCCAAAGCAGCGCCGCUGGUUUCGAAAGGAUACUACAUCGAUGACUUCAUUGGAGGCGAUGACACGGUGGAAGGAGCGAUAGAAUUGCGGAAGGAAAUGAGCGAGUUAAUGGCAGGUGGCGGUUUUUCACUGCGUAAAUGGACGUCCAAUAAGCUAGAAGUACUUCAAGGAUUACCCUCGGAUCAAAUUGGGAUCCAGUCUUCUGUUAAGUUCAAUCCAGAUGAAACGAUUAAAACAUUGGGCAUCAUAUGGGAGCCUGAGUCAGAUUGUCUAAGGUUCAAUCUCAGCAUUAAGGAAAGGGAUGGUAUACUCACCAAGCGUAAAAUUCAGUCAUGCAUCGCUCAGCUAUACGAUCCAUUGGGAUUAAUCUCACCAGUUGUAAUAACAGCAAAAAUAAUUAUGCAGCGUUUGUGGCUUAUUCCCAUCGGCUGGGACGACGAAGUUCCUAAGGAUCUACAGGAACUAUGGGAAGACUUUCGACCUCAAAUAGAGCAACUAUCGUACUUCAAGGUGGAUCGAUUUGUUUUUCUCCCGGAUGCAAUAUCUACACAGCUUCAUUGCUUCGCGGACGCCUCCAAGGUUGCUUAUGGCUGCUGCCUUUACGCCCGCACAGUGGACAGGAACGGAACGGUUAAAGUACAAUUAAUAUCAUCAAAAUCCCGGGUUGCUCCGCUGAAGCGACUCAGCAUCCCAAGAUUAGAGCUUUGCGCCGCCCAGUUAUCCGCUCGUUUAUACAACAAGGUCAUCCAAGCACUCGGAAUGGAAUUCAACUCGGUUCACUUUUGGUCGGACUCAACGGUUGUGCUAAAUUGGUUACGAGCUCCACCCUACCACUGGAAAACAUUCGUCGCCAAUAGGGUCAGCGAAAUCCAAACAACAACACGCAAUGCCACAUGGAGACACGUUCCUGGCUUACAAAAUCCUGCGGAUCUUGUCUCGAGAGGAAUGCACGUCAACGCAUUUUUGGAAAGCAAGCUAUGGAGUAUCGGUUCGGAAUGGUUGAGCAAGUCGGAGGAGAACUGGCCACGUGAAAGCCCAUUAGAGCCUGUACCAGAAGAGCUGAUGGAGAGGGAAACGGUGGCGGCCGGAGCAACAUGCUCUGAAAAAUACAACGAAAUAUUCACUCGAUAUUCGCACUUCAACAAGAUGUUACGCGUAGUUGCAUGGAUUUCUCGCUUCCGACGCAAUUGCCAAUCGCGUCAUCUCGGUCAACCUUCAUGCCUGAACGCUACUUUGACGGUGGAGGAGCUGGAACGAUCAAAAGGUCUACUCCUGCGGUUAGUUCAGUCGGAGUCAUACUUACAGGAAAUCAAGGAUCUUCACACUGGAAAACUCGUUUCGCCAAGAUCCACUGUACGCGCUUUAAACCCAUUCCAAGACGAGCAAGGACUACUCCGAGUAGGUGGUCGGCUGCAGCAUUCUAAUGAGCCAUAUGAAAGCAAACAUCCAAUAUUAAUACCCGGAAAUCAUCCCUACACUAAACUACUGGCUCGACACUAUCAUCACAAACUUCUUCACGGGGGACCGCGACUAAUGCUAGCAGUUAUUCGGGAACAAUACUGGCCAGUAAACGGAAAACGACUGCUGCAUGGAAUCAUCAGAAGUUGCUACAACUGCACGCGAACCAAUCCUGUACCAGUUAAACAGCCUAUGGGCCAGCUUCCCUACGCACGAGUAACACCAAGCAGAGCCUUUAGCAAUACUGGAGUUGAUUACUGUGGACCUGUGUACCUGCGAGCCCCUCAUAGGAAAGCAGCACCCACAAAGGCAUACAUUUGUGUUUUUGUGUGCUUCAGUACUAAAGCCACACAUCUCGAGCUUGUGGGAGACCUUUCGACAGCAGCAUUUAUGUCGGCACUACGAAGAUUCAUCGCACGUCGGGGAAAACCAUCGCACAUACAUUCCGACAAUGGGAGGAAUUUUAUCGGCGCACGGAAUGAGCUGCAUGAGAUCUACAGGCGUCUACAAAACCAAUCGGAGCUGAAUCACAUUACUAACACCUGCGCGACGGAAGGCAUCCGUUGGCAUUUGAUUCCUCCGAAAGCACCCAAUUUCGGUGGACUUUGGGAGUCGGCGGUGAAGAUUGCGAAGCGUCAUCUACAACGGCAGCUACGGAAUUCCUUGCUAAAUUUCGAGGAAAUGGUGACGGUAUUAGCACAAAUCGAGGCAUGCAUGAACUCGAGGCCUCUGGCACCUUUGGCGGAAGACACAAGUGACCUUUCUGCACUAACACCAGCCCAUUUUUUAAUCGGUUGCUCCCUUCACUCAAUACCGGACCCCAAUUUGCGGGACAUUCCACUCAACCGGCUGGACAGGUUUCAGCGACUGCAAGAGAAAGCACAACAAUUUUGGCACCAAUGGAGGAGCGAUUAUUUGAAGGAGUUGCAGCGAGAUUCAAAGCCUUUUCGAAGAUUAAGCACACCACUAAAGCCCGGCACUAUGGUUAUUCUUCGGGAUGAUUCACUGCACCCAACAAGAUGGCCUCUAGCACGAAUAAUCGAAGCAAACCCUGGAGAGGAUGGCGUCGUGCGCGUCGUUGUUCUUCGAACGUGUAGCGGAGUUGUCAAACGUCCAGCUUCACAAAUAUGUCUCCUACCUGCGGAUGAUCAGCAAUUGUGCCAACAACCUAUGAUAGCGACUAUCGACAGAGCGUUGGAGAAUGCGGACAAUGAGGUGGAUAAACCAACGGGAUUUGCUGAAUAA